Molecule: messenger RNA, 1041 nt
Organism: Trichomonas vaginalis G3
Lineage: Eukaryota; Parabasalia; Trichomonadida; Trichomonadidae
Product: Dimerization-anchoring domain of cAMP-dependent PK regulatory subunit family
Exons: 1
Coding region: 1-1041 (346 amino acids)
Source: RefSeq, a predicted model, not a curated record
AUGAAUAAUCAUUGGGGCGAAACUCCUCUUGCUAAAACAGCUCCAGUGACUGAUCUCAAACCUAAACCAGUAUCACCAAUGAAAACACCAAAAACAAUGAAAAGAAAUACUUUAUCACUUUUAUCCUAUAAACGCCCAACAGGAGAAAUGCUCCUAUGCAAUAUUAGUACAUUUGGGAAGGAUGCUCCAAAGAUUGCUAUUGGAUGUAGCCGUCCAAAAUCUGUUUUUCCAGAUCAAACUCCAGGUCCUGGACAUUAUGAUCCAACAGAUCCUGGAGAAUCAAGAAAGAUACAUCAUCAUAUUUCGAAAACAGUAGAAAAACCAAGAGCAACUGAUACCGCCAAUAUUGAUUUCAUCAAUUAUCGUAUUUUCCCAUCAUUAGCACCAGCAACUAUACCAAAAACUUCACACCAGGAAUAUUUCUCUUUUGAUAAAGACAUUCCAGGUCCUUCUUUUAUUCCACCAUCUACGUUAACUUCUAAAGGGCACAAGAUAGAGCCAAUAAGACCAACAAGGAAUCCAGGAGAAACUGCUCCAGGUCCAGGAUAUUACAAUCCCACUUAUGAAAAAACAAAACCAGCUUAUGUCAGCAAAACGACAAGAAACACAGACCAUUUCCCUGGAUCUACAACUCCAGGACCAGGAACUUACAAUCCAAACUUUGAUGCUGAACUUACAGUUCAACCUAAAUUUACAAUCGGAAAUAAAGUCAGAAACAAACGUAGAAGGAAGAACGAUCCACCUGAGGUACCAAGAGGUAAGCUUAUUGGUGUUGCACAAUUUGUUUUCCCUAUGGAUCCUUCAAUGAAUGAGGAUGAUGUGUUUCGAUAUAUUGCAUCCCAUCCACAACUCAAGUUUAUAGUCAAUGAGAUCAUGGAAUAUGUCUUAAUUAAUAAGCCAGAUGAUCCUCUAAAGUUUAUUCAUGAAUUAUUCUAUGAAAUGAAACUUGCUCGCAAACAAGUUGAAGAUGAGCAGCAUGAUUCGCCAGAUAAAGAUUUUCAACCUCCCGAUACCAUUGUUGUCGGUCAAGAUACCAAUUAA